This is a messenger RNA of Rhineura floridana, 762 nucleotides long. It is a transcript of the gene SLN, whose product is annotated as sarcolipin. The transcript has 2 exons. The coding region runs from base 216 to 311 and encodes 31 amino acids. Gene Ontology annotation, molecular function: enzyme regulator activity. The record is from RefSeq and is a predicted model, not a curated record. Gene Ontology annotation, cellular component: membrane. Lineage: Eukaryota; Metazoa; Chordata; Lepidosauria; Squamata; Rhineuridae.
UGGCUACUUUAGUCCCAGCUGGGGGACUGGGAAUCCAGACUGCAUUGGGAGAUGAGGAGAAGCUGAGGAAGUGCUGGGUACCAGAGGCUGAAGCUCUGUGCUCCAUCAAUCCUCUUCAGGGGAGGACAAGGUUGAUCUCAAGGACAACCUGACAAAAGAGCUCUCCCUCAGCGUUCCUCUCAGGGCCUCAGCUCUUCCCUUGUCUGUUCCUGGCCAUGGACCGAUCCACACAAGAGCUCUUCCUCAAUUUCAUGAUCGUACUGAUAACAGUCCUCCUCAUGUGGCUUCUGGUGAAGUCUUACCAAGACUGAAAGACUCUCUCCUCUACCCCUUGGGCUUCACUGAGGGAUCUGUGUUUGGAGAAGGAUGCAAAUUCUACGAUAACAGGAACGCUCCAUUGUGAGCUCUAUGUCUUUGUGUGAAAAAAAUUGUAAUGUAUUUUUUUUUACUCUGAAAUACCUCUUGCCUAUAUUCAUCAAAAUAUUCAAAUGGAUCUAUGAUGAUGCCAAUUAUGUAAUUUAGCUACAAAGCAAUGAAAGCACAGUGUAUCCCAUGUCCCCAUCCUUCAUAAUCAAUGCAUGCAUCUCAUUUGGAGUCAUGAGGGUGACUACAAAGUACCUUUCAUGUCUGUCUGACUGUUUCCUGCCCCCUAUUGUAUAGCUUUCAUUGUUUGAGCUCCAUGUUUUCAGAUUUAUUUAGCUGAAAUGUGGAAACUCUUCAUUCACCCACUGCUGUCACCUGAAUAAAGAAUGGUGUAUGAUA